AUGGAUCCCCACCAGUACAAUGAUACACGCGGCUACAGUAGCCAGCCUGCUAUGGGCUUUCCUUCUCCUUCCCGGCCUCAGUCCCGCCAUCCUAGCUCCAAUCCGAUACACAACAUACCAUCGCAAAACACCGCGGUGGGACAUCAAUUCGCACCUGUAGAAAACUGGCGGAAUGCCUUGUCAUCAGCCGGCCCAUAUCUGCAGAAUUCUUCCGAAAUCGGAUCAUAUGACCCCGAUCCGAUUUCGUAUCAUGAGACACAGCUAGGCGAGCCACCCAACGGGACUCGUCGAUUCUCUCGACAAGCCUCUUCCAAUUGGGUGGCAGAGAGCCAAUCGAGCCGAAACUCUCAGCCGUUCCCCUCAAUUGGAGGGAGGGACGUCGACAAUUCACAAGGUUUCUACACCCAACCUCCCACGAUUGCAGUUGGUAGUCAACGUUCAAGGAUUGGAUCCCCGGACGUUUCAGAACCUGCCACCCCCUUGCUGGACAAGACACCCGCCCCACUACCUGCGAGCAACAUCCGGUGGAACAAUAUGCCCUGGCUGAUGGAACGCCUAGCGGCAGAGCUAGCGGGUCAGCGAGUGGCCACGAAUGCUAAGAACAACGACGGCAACCUCGCUCGAGCGCAGUGGGAAGAGAUUGUGUCCGCUCUCAACGACCUGGCUAUUUCGAAGGGGGUUCACAACCUCGGUUUGACUGUCAGUAAAGUGCGGAACAAAGUUGCGGAAGUCAAUAAGGAGCAGUAUAUACCUCGCCGAGUCAUUGCUGGCAAGAGUGGGAAGAGUGGUUGGCACUUCGAUCGGAAGACGGGCCAGGCGCAUGCAGAGCCUCCAAUUUGGGAAGCAUGGUUGGCUACGCUAGGCGAUGACCGACCACUUUAUGAGAAGUGUAAAGAACCUUGGCCCAUUUACGAGCUAUGGGACAAGUAUCGAGGAGGGAGAGGUGCAACUCGCGAGACUGUCAAGAAGCCAGGUAGCCGCCCUUCAGCGGUAGCUCGGAACGCACAGCAAAGCGACGAGGGGGAGAGUUCAGGCGGGGAGAAUGAGAAUCCGUCUCAAACGCCGGAAAGAUCCACUGGUAGUCGCAAGAGAUCCCUAGCCUCUAGUACCCCGCAGAGCCAAGCUAGCCGAAGAAAACGCAGGCGCCAAGAAUCCUUGCGUGAACAACAAUCUCAAGAACAGAAGUCCUCGCUUGAAGCGAUGGUACAACUGUUUCAAAACAGUCGUCCCCCCUCUGUUGGUGAGAAGGCGGCCAAACUUCUGUCCAUGGACAAAGUUCGAUGGGGGCUGACCGCCAGGGAAGACUUCGAAAUCACCAAUGCCAUGAUGGAGAGUCCAUCGAAAUGCGAGUUCUACCUUGGCAUGUCGCCAGCCGAACGACAGCGGUGGGCGUUUGGGUACCUUAAAAUUGACAGGGUACCUCCACCCGUCGAUGAGCCGUCCAAUCGGCAUGAUGAUGACGAUGACGCCGCCGGUUCGAUAGAGGAUGAAGAUGAUGAGCGGGAGGACUUGGACGGCUUGGGUCAAUAUGGAAACUGGUAA
Filobasidium floriforme is the source of this 1542-nucleotide messenger RNA. RefSeq lists its product as uncharacterized. NCBI's taxonomy places the organism in Eukaryota, Fungi, Basidiomycota, Tremellomycetes, Filobasidiales, Filobasidiaceae. The record is from RefSeq and is a predicted model, not a curated record. Bases 1 to 1542 code for a protein of 513 amino acids. The transcript has 2 exons.